UAACAGUGGGGAGGGGGGUUCGGUAGGAGGCACCAGAGGCUAGUUAAAUAUCCGGCCAACCCGACGAACUGCCACCAGUGUUCCGAGAGCCUCCGCUCCGACAACCUGCCCACUACCUCUCCGCCUCCCCUGCACUCUACGGGAACUCCCCGCGUUGCACUACGAACGUUGUUGUCUCUGCUGCCUUUCUCUCUCUCCCUGUGGACUGAGGAAGCGUCAUGAGGGUUUCUCUGCUGCUGAUCUGCGCCCUCGCGGCUCUCGUGGCGGCCGCUGAGUCGAAAAAAUGCAAGGGCGCGUGCGUGUCCGCCGGCUCGUGUGCGGGGAUGAAGACGAAAGCCGAGUGCGACGAUGGCAAGGUCUGCUGCGUGACCGGAAGAAAUAUUGACGUCAAAAGGAAUUGCAAACCCACUCGCAAAUGCGGCAAGCUCAAGGGUGAAUGCAGGAGGAAGAGUUGUCUCCCUGGAGAAGUGAAGUUCAGGAACAAGGGCAAGAAGGUCUUCUGUAAGGGCAAGAAGAAGUGCGUUUGCUGUGCCAGAACCUGCGAAAACAAGGGCUUGUGCAACCUUAAGGGAGGUUUCUGCCAGCCCAUAUCCCUGCCUUGCGACGGCACGCUGGAGACUGGCAAACCCUACUGCAAGGCCAACAAGAAGCUGAAGGGAGGCAAAAAGAACAAGUGCGGAUGCUGCAUUCCAACAGGUAAGUGAUGUUCUUCAGGAAAUGGUCACGUAUUAGCGACCUUUGUUAUCCUGGAUAGCCUUUCCAGGUAUGUGGACCAAUUUUGCUAUAACGUCAUUUUGUAAAUCAGCAGCAUAAUGAGACUUCAUUUGUGCAGAGAACUAGAAUUUUGCAGGCACGUAGUCAGAAUUUCAGUGCGUUAGUGUUCAUAUAGAGAGCAGGAGGGAUAAGCUCAGUUCAUCAUCAAAUCCAUGCAAACAUAUUUUACAGGACAAACUUUUUGGAUGAUAAAAUAUAUCAUUUAUUGUCAUUUCCUUAUUCAUAUUUCAUUCAUGUGUAUCUAUUGAGUACCAACAGCCUGAAGUCUCAACGGUCCCCACCUUCCGCGAACCGUUAAUUCGGCGAUUAACCGCAACUGCAUUUUCGAAAGGCAUUUCCGUUAUUGUCGUCUGCCUUUUCACUAAAAUGUGGCGAUUUCGAUUCGUUCGAUUUUCAGUCGUUCUUUUUUUCUUUUCUUUUCUUAUACUGUGCAUCUAUGCUUUUUCAUGCAAGGGUUCUUUUUAUUUUUUUUUCUUCUAUCUUUCUGCGUUCUGUGCUUAUGUGUUUAUGUAUAAAUCUGCUUUCUGUUGGGUUUGUCUGCUCUCUACUUUAAUUUGAAAAAUUAUAUAUAUUUUUCCUUUUCAGAUUCACUUAUAAUAAUACCCGUACUAAAUGUACUUUUCUAUUUAUAGCGAAGUGGCUGGAAGUGAGGAGAGAAAUCGGGUUCAGAAGCAUGAUAAAUUUGGUUAAUGAUUGUACCGAUAAAAAGAUAUGUAAGAUAACAUUAAAAGGUAGGACAGAA
Molecule: messenger RNA, 1516 nt
Organism: Penaeus monodon (black tiger shrimp)
Lineage: Eukaryota; Metazoa; Arthropoda; Malacostraca; Decapoda; Penaeidae
Exons: 5
Coding region: 219-704 (161 amino acids)
Source: RefSeq, a predicted model, not a curated record